Linum tenue is the source of this 631-nucleotide messenger RNA. NCBI's taxonomy places the organism in Eukaryota, Viridiplantae, Streptophyta, Magnoliopsida, Malpighiales, Linaceae. The record is from the annotation of a GenBank genome assembly.
ACCCUUUAACUGUUUUACAGAUUUGAUUGAGGUUGUCCCCUACGGCGAGAAGCACAAUAACUCGCAUAAGAAAUCUCAUCCUAUUCCCAAUUUCAAACAAAUCGAAAACCCUAAUUAUAAGCAAGUCGACGACCCCACUCGCAGACGGAAGUCCUUGGGAGUGGGAAGAUCGCGAUUGGGAGUACCGCGGACGAUCUCGGCGGCGGAGAGGUUAUUGACGAGUGCGACUUUAAUCUCCGGCAGCCAGCCCACCUCCACCGCAGGUUCCAGAUUACCUCCAGAGAUUCGCUGCUAUCUUCUCUGUCGAUUGCUGCAGCAGACAGUGUACAAAUGCCGGACAAGAUUAACGAUGUCGAUGUACGCACAGAAGAAACAAAACCACUGAGAGGGUUUUCAUGGGCAAAGAAGGGCAGAGUGGAGAAGUACAACAUUUUGCUGGACCCUGUCCUUAGUGUAAUUCACAAAUUAGAAGCUACAGAAUUAAUCGGAACGGGUUCAUCAUCUAACAGAAGCACUAUUUCAUAUUGCCUCCACUUCUUGCAGAAUCAAAAGGCGAUCUACUAUGAUGUACCAGCAAGGGUAGUGGAACUACAGAUUUGGAGGUCUAGCGAAGUAUAAUGCAACUUACGUG